This is a messenger RNA of Penicillium argentinense, 1698 nucleotides long. RefSeq lists its product as uncharacterized. Lineage: Eukaryota; Fungi; Ascomycota; Eurotiomycetes; Eurotiales; Aspergillaceae. Gene Ontology annotation, biological process: DNA-templated transcription; regulation of DNA-templated transcription. The transcript has a single exon. Bases 1 to 1698 code for a protein of 565 amino acids. The record is from RefSeq and is a predicted model, not a curated record. Gene Ontology annotation, molecular function: DNA binding; DNA-binding transcription factor activity, RNA polymerase II-specific; zinc ion binding.
AUGAGUGCCGGAAUUCACCGAAAGCGACUGGCAUGUGUCGAAUGCACUCGCCGAAAGGUCAAGUGCGACAAAAUCUUGCCGUGUCGCAACUGUACGAGGAAAGGCACCGAGUGUACUCGGCCGCGAGAGCAAGACUCCCAGAGCCCCAGCAUACCACGAUCCGACGAGUCAACGGAGCAAGCUAUACGGGCCCGGCCGAGCACAGAUGCCUCGCUUAUCAUUGAGAGGCUUCAAUCGAGGGUCGAUCACCUGGAGGCGGCCCUGCGAGAAGCCAGCGAGUUCCGUCGUCGGAAAGUUCCACGACUUCAGGGACCGCUCAACGGCACAUCUUUCUCGCCUGCAAGAUCAAUAGUCGGCCAGCCAUCGCCAUUCUUCAUACCGGACUCGGCAAUUGCAGAGCCUAGGUCGACGCCAAAGGAGGUGGAAGAUGCCGCGACAAUUCUUGAAUUUCUCGCAUGGGGCCGCCGCAAAGAUCCCUCCUACCAGGAUGAAAUUGUGAAAAGAAGCCAUCUAGCCCACUCUCCGGGCGAUCUACCUGGCGAAGCUGACUGGGAGAACUCCCUUAGUUCAGGACCAUCUGCAAUCACUCUUUGCCAGCUAUUGCUACCAACGAAGGCGAAAGUAUACCAGCUGGUCCGCUAUCAUUGCGAGUGUCUACUGUGGUACCACGGGGCAUUCCACGCAACUAUGUUCCUUGAACAACUGGAUGCGUUCUACAGUCAAGGCGGCGGACUCGUCGAUGGGCCAGGCGUUGAUCUACAAUGGAUAUCCCUUCUAUUCGCGAUACUCACUGCGUCACUUGCGAGUGCACCUGCCUCGAUCACUCUUUCAUGGGGAUUUCGCGGCCAAGAAAGAGAGACCCUGUCUCAUCGCUGGCUUCAAGCCUGCAUCGCCUGUCUCCACCAAGCAGAUUAUAUGGCCUGCCAUUCAAUUUAUUCAGUCCAGUCUAUUGCGACACUGACGAUUUCUGCUCACAUGCUAGGUCAUUCCAACGGUUUCUCGGUACUUCUCGCCUCCGCAGUUCGGAUUGCCCAGGGUCUCGGAUUGCAUCAGCUGGAUGGAGAUCAUGAUGAUCGGGCCAGCAGUUCGCUUGGCCGAGAGAUCGGCCGUCGCGUUUGGUGCCAGCUUUGCAUUCAAGAUUGGUUUUCCAUCCCCUUCACCGAAAGUUACUUGAUUCAUCGGCUCUGCUUCAAUACCGAGAAGCCGCGAAACUGCGACGAUGACCUGGUGACUCUUCCCGAUGAUCAUCCAACGGUCACCGGUUACUCGCGUCUAUUUUAUGAUAUUGCAGCCCUGAUGCCGACCCUGCAGGAUGAUUUCAACUCUUCGAAUACCCUUUAUACCCGGUAUGAAGAGGUGCUCAAGUAUGACCGACAGUUACGCACGCUGGCUACCCAGCGGCUUCCGCGUUAUUUGCAAAAUGUUUCCACCGACCCCUCGUGGCCCCGCUAUGUUCCAUGGGCAAGGCGUAGCCUAGCCAUCAGUUCUGCUCACAAGGUAAUCAUGAUCCACCGAAAGUUCUUGAGCCUGAGCUUCGUGAAUCCAAUGUUUGAAUUUACUCGAAAAACAUGUGUUGCGGCUUCGCGUACCAUUAUCAAAGAGCAAAAGGAGGCAACCGAUGAGAACGGGCCCCUUCUGUGGAUACACCAGGCGUUCAGCGUCACGGCGAGUGUAGGUAUUGAAUCCAAAGACCCGUGA